Messenger RNA from Ficedula albicollis (Collared flycatcher), 1680 nucleotides. It is a transcript of the gene CPTP, whose product is annotated as ceramide-1-phosphate transfer protein. Lineage: Eukaryota; Metazoa; Chordata; Aves; Passeriformes; Muscicapidae. Gene Ontology annotation, cellular component: cytoplasm; cytosol; membrane. Gene Ontology annotation, molecular function: ceramide 1-phosphate binding; ceramide 1-phosphate transfer activity. Bases 29 to 463 code for a protein of 144 amino acids. Gene Ontology annotation, biological process: ceramide transport; intermembrane lipid transfer. The record is from RefSeq and is a predicted model, not a curated record. The transcript is spliced from 2 exons.
AAGAGGAGGCGGCGGCGGCGAUGCAGCGAUGGCGGCGGCGGAGGCCGCGUUCAGCCUGAGGGAGGUUCUGGACGCGUUCCGUCGGUGCGUGACGGAGCAGCAGGAGGUGCUGCUGGAGCCCUACCUGAGCGGCUGGCGGGGCCUCAUCCGGGGGCUGCACCGCGCCCUGCGCUGGCUGCAGCUCUUCCUGCAGGGGCUGCUCUCGGGGGAGUCCCGCACCUCCGUGCUCUGCACCGACGCCUACAACGCUUCCCUGGCCGAGCACCACCCCUGGCUGAUCCGCAAAGCCGCCACCGUGGCGUUCUGCGCGCUGCCCUCCCGCGAUGCCUUCCUGGACAUCAUGAACGUGGGGACGAACGAGGAGGCGGAGGCGGUGCUGGGGGAGGCCAUCCCCUACAUCAGCCAGGUGUACAGCAUCACCCAGGAGCUCUUCGAGCGCCACCAGCUGCUCGACCUGCCCUGAAAAAUCCCAUUUCUGCGCAAGCACGGCUCUCUGCUUUCUCCCUCCGUCGUUAUUUUCAGCCCGGAGCUGAGGAGUUUGGCCAGACUAUUCAGGAUGCUUCACUUUGUAAAUGUGGACCGGUUGUUUUGGUUUUUUUUUUUUUACAUCUUGAUACUCUCUGUGUAGAGCUCUGCAAUUAGAAAAAAGAUAUUCACAUAAGAUGAGCUGCUAAGGGAUUUAUUAUUUUUUUGUUGAAAUGGUUUUUUUCUUUUAUCAAGCCAAACUUCUGUGUGUUUACAGCAAUAGUUGUGGCAGCACAAAUUUCAGCUGUGGUGCCUGAACACAUUUCUAUGUUAUGGAAGCUCACCUGGCCACUUUGGUUUGUACAAAAAUCCCACCUGGGGGGCUUCACCUGGAGAACUGAAUGCUGAGGAAUGCACUGGGGGGAAAAAAAUAUCUCUUUACAGCAUCACUCAGGAGCUCAACCUGCCCUGACUGCCCUGAAAAUCCCAUUUCUGCACAAGCACAGCUCUCUGCUUUCUCCCUCUGUCAUUAUUUUCAGCCUAGAGCUGAGGAGUUUGGCCAAAAUAUUCAAGAUGCUUCACUUUGUAAAUGUGGAGCAGUUGUUUUGUUUUUUUAUAUCUGAUACUUUGUGUGUAGAGCUCUACGAUUACCCAAAAAAAAAAAAAUCUGUCUUAGGAUGAGCUGCUAAGGAAUUUAUUAUUUUUUUGUUGUUGUUUAAAAGGUUUUUCUUAUCAAGCCAAGCUUCUGUGGUGCCUGAACACAUUUCUAUAUUAUGGGAGCUCACCUGGCCACUUUGGUUUGUAUAAAAAUCCCACCUGGGGGGCUUCACCUGGAGAACUGAAUGCUGAGGAAUGCACUGGGGGGGGAAAAAAAAAUCUCCUUUCCCUGGCACAGCCUCCUCAAGGUGCUGAAGGAAGAGAAGAAUGUUCCUGGAGCAGGGAUCCAGCCAGAGCAUCCUCAAAUCCUGGUUUUGCACUUGGGAUUUGUGCAGCAGCUUGGAAUUUGUGCUGCACAAUCCCCUCUGUCCAGCCCAGCCUGGAGCUGUUUAUUUCCAAAUUGUGUCUUGUGUGGUUUUUUUGGUUUUUUUUUUAAUGAAUGUGUCAAAUGCCUACAAAAAGGAUUUUUCUGCCUCUCUGGGAGGGAAAUCCACACUUGUACUGUAAAUCACUGCUUUGUGAGGCACUGGGAGAGCCAGAGGAUGUCAGAGGGGAUUG